CUCGCCGUCGCGGCGCGGGACCUGGGGCGGAACCACUCGAUCGUAGCCCCGCACAGACCGAUUCUACAGCCGUUGGAUCAUCCUUGUUCGGUCCAGAUGCACGCGCGGUAGGCAUGUAUACUCCACCGGUACGCCGAGUGAGGUUUGCCCUCGUAAGCCAUGUCACCCCGGGCCGCCGGCGACCGCCGCGAGAGCGAGACCCUAGCCAAGGUCUCCCUAUCGUCGGUCUCGGCCGCCGCGGCGGAGGUCUCAACCUUCCCCCUCGACGCCCUCAAGACGCGCCUCCAGCUCCGCCGCAGCACCGGUGGUGGUGGUGGUAGCGGCGGCGGCGUCUUACGCGUCGCGGGCGAGCUCGUCCGCGACGGGGGGUUCUACCGGGGCCUCUCCCCCGCCGUCCUCCGGCACCUCUUCUACACGCCGCUCCGCAUCGUCGGCUACGAGCACCUCCGGUCCUCCCUUGCCAGCGGGGGCCGGGAGGUGGGCCUCCUCGAGAAAGCGAUUGCUGGGGGAGCCUCCGGCGUCGCCGCGCAGGUGGUGGCAAGUCCAGCUGAUCUCAUAAAGGUAAGGAUGCAAGCAGACAGCAGAUUGUUGACCCAAGGCAUUCGACCUCGGUAUACAGGAAUCUUAGAUGCCUUCACGAAAAUCACUCGUGCAGAAGGUUUGUUAGGACUUUGGAAGGGGGUUGGUCCUAAUGCCCAGCGAGCAUUUCUUGUCAACAUGGGCGAGUUGACCUGCUACGACCAGGCAAAGCAUUUCAUCAUCCGCAAGCAGAUCUGCGACGACAAUCUGUAUGCUCACACACUGGCCUCUGUUGCCUCUGGUCUGUCUGCAACUACAUUGAGCUGCCCAGCGGAUGUGAUCAAAACCAGGAUGAUGAACCAGGGCCUGGAGGCGAAGGCUCUGUACAGGAAUUCUUAUGAUUGUUUGGUCAAGACCGUCAAACAUGAGGGCCUAACAGCAUUGUGGAAGGGUUUCUUACCUACAUGGGCCAGGCUUGGCCCAUGGCAGUUUGUGUUCUGGGUUUCCUACGAAAAACUCCGACAGGCAUCAGGUAUUUCUUCGUUCUGAUAGUGCUGUGCUGGCUGAGUUUUCAUACAAGAGGCAUACAGAUCAAAGAUACUGUUAUUUCUGAACCUUUAGCCUGUGGCUACGUGUUACUGUGCCCAUGUGCAUUUACGUUUAAUUUGGGCCUGAACUCUGUA
This is a messenger RNA of Aegilops tauschii subsp. strangulata, 1202 nucleotides long. RefSeq names its product mitochondrial uncoupling protein 3. Lineage: Eukaryota; Viridiplantae; Streptophyta; Magnoliopsida; Poales; Poaceae. The record is from RefSeq and is a predicted model, not a curated record.